This is a messenger RNA of Periophthalmus magnuspinnatus, 3455 nucleotides long. It is a transcript of the gene dusp4, whose product is annotated as dual specificity phosphatase 4. Bases 145 to 1254 code for a protein of 369 amino acids. Gene Ontology annotation, cellular component: nucleus; cytoplasm. Gene Ontology annotation, biological process: endoderm formation; protein dephosphorylation; negative regulation of MAPK cascade. NCBI's taxonomy places the organism in Eukaryota, Metazoa, Chordata, Actinopteri, Gobiiformes, Gobiidae. Gene Ontology annotation, molecular function: protein tyrosine/threonine phosphatase activity; MAP kinase tyrosine/serine/threonine phosphatase activity. The transcript has 4 exons. The record is from RefSeq and is a predicted model, not a curated record.
AAACAAUCAGGAGGAGACACAGCGAAGAGAGGCAGAGGGCGAGGAUAGACGAAGAGAAGAGAGAGAGAAAGAGAGAGAUGCGAGGAUAGACUGGAGACGUACUGACGCUGCUAAACACUUCACAGUUUUCCCGACGACGCGCAAAUGGAGGAGAUGUGCGAGAUGGAGUGCCCGCUGCUCAAAAGGCUCCUAAAGGACGACGGAGGGGCGGCCAAGGUGCUGAUUUUGGAUUGCCGCUCGUUCCUCGCGUACAGCGCUGGCCAUAUCCGAGGUGCCGUGAACGCGCGGUGCAACACGAUCGUGCGACGCCGGGCCAAGGGUUCCGUGCUGAGUCUGGACCAGGUGCUGGCCGGGGACGACGAGGCGCGCGCUCGGCUCCGCUCCGGGAUGUACUCGGCUGCAGUGCUGUACGACGAGAGGACGCCCGAUCUGGACGCGGUGAAAGAGGACAGCACGGUGACGCUCGUGUUCAACGCGCUGUGCAGGGAUUCCGCGGGCACGCUCGUCUACCUGCUAAAAGGUGGUUACGACAGGUUUUUCACAGAGUACCCCGAAUACUGCCUGACAACCAAAUCCUUACAUUCACUCACCAGUCAGUCGAGCGUGGACUCUGCUUGUUCAUCGUGUGGGACGCCGCAACAUGACCAGGGAGGUCCGGUGGAAAUCCUCCCAUUCCUGUACCUCGGCAGCGCCCUUCACGCCUCAAAAAAGGAGGUUCUAGAUGGCAUCGGAAUCUCAGCCCUGCUCAACGUGUCGGCCGACUGCCCCAACCACUUCGAGGGGACCUACCAGUACAAGUGCAUCCCCGUGGAGGAUAACCACAAGGAGGACAUCAGCUGCUGGUUCUUGGAGGCCAUAGAGUUCAUAGACUCAGUGCGGGACUCCAGCGGGCGCGUGCUGGUCCACUGCCAGGCCGGCAUCUCCCGCUCAGCCACCAUCUGCCUGGCCUACCUUAUGAAGAGGAAGCGCGUGCGUCUGGAUGAAGCCUUUGAGUUUGUGCGCAGGCGUCGCAGCAUCAUCUCCCCCAACUUCAGCUUCAUGGGCCAGCUCCUGCAGUUCGAAUCCCAGCUCCUAGCCACCUCCUGUGCCGCCGAGGCCGCUGCCACCGCCAGCCCCCUGCUAGCACCCAAGUCCGCCGCCAACCCUUCCGCCACAGCCACGCCUACUUCGCCUUUCAUCUUCAGCUUUCCCGUCUCAGUGGUCAACCCCGUCUACUUGCACCACAAUCCAAUCACAACAUCUCCCGGCUGCUGAUGGCUGGACGGACAUUUUGCUCACAGCUGGGACAAUACGGACAAAGCUGAGCACACACACUGGGCUGUGAUUGGCUGAGAGAGCUGUCAGUCUUGUAAUGCUGACAGCUACAUGCUUCCAAAAAGGUGGGAGAGUUUGCGUCACGGUGCCUAAAUGACAACCAUAGACAGUAGAGGAGUACCGGGCAGGGGUGUCUGCUCUCCCACUAGCUAUUUAAGUCCAAAACUGAUCACUGGCAGCUAACAUACUGCUACUAACAUGAGUAGGUUUUUCAUUUUUUUAGUUUUUAGUUUUUUGCUUCAUUUUACAAGUGCAUUAGUAUCAUAAGCUAGCUAAAUUACCAGCUAAAUGCAUAACUUUUUCCCAUAUUUGGUGGUAUAUAUUUACAAAAAACUGGAAUAUUGUCAUGCAUACACGUUUUUUCUACUUAUGUUUUUAAUAGCCUUCUCAAGUAUUGCAGUUUUACCUGAGCGACAUCCUGGUCCACUAUGCUUCUACUGUCUAUGUUACAAAGACUUUUCAAUGGUACACAAACCAGCCAACGCUCCAUCCAUUUCACUAUUAUCACAAUAGACCAAAAAACAUCCCUGGAUUUUUUUUCCCAUUAUAUAUACACUUUUUUUCUUGAGUGGAGUGUUGGACUGAAGCUUUCUCCUUGAACCGGCACGCUACUUUAACACACACCUAUCUCUCUCUCAUUCAUGACGACCCAAAUGAAUAAGCUCAGUAUGAGUACGGGGCCUGUUGCUACGGAGACGACAGGAGAUGGACACAGGAAGGAAGGAGGGAUCUUAAGCACCCCCCCCCCACCCCCGACCCACUCUUACUCUCCGUCUCUUCCUUCCUUCAUUGGGUGACAAAAUAGGAUGGAGGGAGAGCAGUGACAGGUGCUUUGCUGGCUUCCUGUCUUUCUCUUCUCCCCCUCUCCCACACAUACACCUUCCGUUCAUGUUCUUUUCAUCCUUUUGUGAGCUGCCCCCUCUCCUCUUUUAUUCCUCCCCUCUCAUCUUUCGCUCUCUUCCGCCCCGAAUAGCAGAUAAAUAAAUCAUACCAGAUGCCAAAAAAGGCCACAAGCCGAGCGACUAGGAUGGAAGGUCCACAAUGGGGAACCAAAAUGAUCUAGAAGCACACUUGUUGGUUAUUUUUUAAGGAUUAUAAAUGAUGUGUUCUUUUUACACAUGGCAGUUUCCCAAAACACACAGGAUGUUGUUGCUUUCUUUCAGCAUAAGUGACUUUUUUCAAUCUGACAAAUUGCUUAGGGAAAUGUAUGGAGUCAAUGGCCUGGAUUGUGCACUACCACUGUUUUUUAAGAGGUUUGUGCCUUGUUCUUAAAGGUAUAACAUGGAUUUAAGCUCCUAUGGAUUGACUUUGGAGAAAAAGGAUAGUGCAAAAGUAUAAUGUUAAUUUAUUUAAUAUGAUGGUAAUAUAUAUUCUGUAAUUCAUAGCCUAUCCAUAUGUCAAAUGUAAUUCCAAAUAUUCAUUUUCAAACCUGCAACAUUUCAUGCAUUUUUUUUUAUUUUUUUUUUUACUGCAGAUGUACGGUAAUUGUUUUGAUACUUCUGGAAUCCGUGCAUACAGUUACUACAUAAUUGUUCCCAUAGAAUUAAAAUGACCAACCCUUAUGUAAGUUGUCACUUUGAAUCAGUGCAAUACAGGCUUACAAGGGUAGAUAGAUACUGUAACCCAUAUGCUACUGAGACUGAGAAACUGUUUGCAAUGUCAAUCUCCAAAGUCCACCCAUGGGUGCUUUUUCACCCAGUCCACCCAGUCAAACAUUCACAACCAUGUUACAAAGAAACUCCACUACUGCGUAAUGUUUUUGGACGGUUGUUGGCGGCACCUCUCUGUAGCACUUUGAAGUGAUGCAAUAUUGUAUUUAUAAUUUAUGAUUGAUUUGCACAUCAUGGUUGAAGAUAGGCUGACUAGAUGUGACCCAAUGGAAUAAUAAUGAACUUGUAGGAAAAAGAGAAGAGUCAGAAGAGAGUUAAUCAGUGGUAAAACGCAAUACUAAAUGUCUUUUGGUUUGUCCUAUGUCCACCUGAUCUGUUUGUCUGGUCAGUGCUGUUACGACAUCAUGGCAAUAUCAACUCUCCACUGGGACUUUUCAAAGACUCUCCCUCAGUUUUAUUGUAAAUGAAUGAUCUGUGCAUUUAUUUAUUACUAAGAAUACAAUGUUGAAUAAAAAAUGUUCUUAAUGAAAA